Molecule: messenger RNA, 3942 nt
Organism: Helobdella robusta
Lineage: Eukaryota; Metazoa; Annelida; Clitellata; Rhynchobdellida; Glossiphoniidae
Exons: 9
Coding region: 1-3534 (1177 amino acids)
Source: RefSeq, a predicted model, not a curated record
AUGUCUGGAGUUCAGUUAAAAGCGACAUUUAUCUUCACUUUAAUAAUACUGUUGUCGACACUGACUGAAAAAGUUCUCAUUGCAAUCAACACCGUCACGAGCAAGGAUGCUAAGCAGCUCACUAUUACUAGCAUCACCAUUAAAUCGCUAAAUAAUAAUAAUAAUAAAAAUAAUAAUAAUAAUAACACAAAUAACGACAAAAAUGUUGUUUAUACUCUGAACCAAUCUGUUGUUGAUAAUAAUGAUAAUGAUAAUAAUAAUGAUAAUGAUAAUAAUAAUGAUAAUAAUAAUAAUAGCCCAGCAUCAAACGGAAAAACUGUUUCCAACAACAAUUACGACGACAACAACAACAAAAAUGAACCCCUUAAAAAUAAACAUAACCAGAUAAUGUCAUCAAGUGAUAACAAAACACUAAACAACAUACCAUAUAUAGCUUCAGAUUUAACAACAACUACCACUUCUACUACAUUUUCAUCGCAACAGUCGCAAGAAGCAAAUGGUAGUUCAACUAAAUUAAGGAGACGUGAACAUAGCCAGAUCACUUUGGUAAAGGGUUUUGAGAGUUUAAACAACAUUUCAGAUGUGAAUCCAGAGUACCGAACUGCGAUUUCAAUAACAAAUCCAAAUAAAAACGUAUCUUCAAAUGCAAAUGAGAUAAUUCUGAAUAAAGGUCAACAAAUUUUAACCACAGCAGGGGAGAAUAUGACAUUAAAUAACAUCACUAGUACAUUAAAUGACGCUUAUAGUGCUGUUGCUUCUAUUGAUGUGUUGAUGGCGAAUCCAAAUUCGUCAUCUGGGACAAAUUUCGCGAUUGCUAGCGAAACAAUUUCAGACGCGGUUUUAACGAGUUCUGACAAUAGAACUUCCUCUCAGCCUGUAAAAGUUGUUUCAAAUUUGUCGGCGGAAAACACAACAACAGCAAGAAUAUCUUCAAAGUCGUCAACAACGAACCAGACGGCUUCAACAACAACAACAUCAACAUCAGAUGAGAGGGCAACAACAUCAACAAAAAAAACAUCAGAAAAACCUGUUUCUACGUUUAACAACAACAACAACAACGACAAUAAUAAAAACAACAACAAUACCAAUUACAUCAACAACAAUAACAACAAUAAUAACAACAGUAAUAGUAAUGACAACAACAAUAGCAAUAAUAACAACAAUCCCACAAUCACCAUCAUCACCAACGACACCAUUCAAACAACUACACACGUAAAGAAAGCUAUUUCAGAAGCACCAAUCACCUCUAACAACAAUAACAGUAACAAUAAUAACAACAAUACUAACAACAACAAUAGCAACAACAUCAAUAAUAACAACAACCCCACCAUCAUCACCAAUGACACCAUUCAAACAACUAAAAACGUGAAGAAAGCUAUUUCAGAAGCACCAAUCGUCUCUAACAACAAUAACAGUAACAAUAAUAACAAUACUAAUGACAACAACAACAGCAGCAAUAACUAUUAUAAUAACAACAACAACAACAUCAAUAAUAAUAAUAAUAACAAUACAAUAAACAACAAUAAUAACAACAACAAUCCCACAGUCAUCAUCAUCACCAACCACACCGUUCGUGCAACAACAACGAACAUGAAUAACGCAACUUCAAACAACAACAACAAUAACAACAAUCUCACAAUCACCAUCAUCACCAACGACAUUAUUCGUACAACAACAACAACAAAUGUGAAAAAUGCAACUUCAGACUCACCACCAAUCGCCUCCAACAACAACAACAACAACAACAAUAACAACAAUCUCACAAUCACCAUCAUCUCCAACGACAACAUUCAUACAACAACAACAACGAACGUGAAGAAAGCAAUUUCAGACUCACCACCAAUCGCCUCCAACAACAACAACAAUAACAACAACCUCACAAUCACCAUCAUCACCAACGACACCAUCCGUACAACAACAACGAACGUGAAGAAAGCAAUUUCAGACUCACCACCAAUUGCCUCCAACAACAACAAUAACAACAUCAUCAACAACAAUAACAACAUCAUUAUCAACAACAACUUCAACGACAACAACAGCAACAAUGACAGCAACAACGACAGCAACGACAACAAAACACAAACUCCAAAUUCAAACAACAUUAAUGAAGCCAGUGGCACCGACCACAGACCUAACCCGUCAGUUACUAACGAUACCGUAUCUAAUAGUAAUAUUAGUAAUAAUAAUUAUUAUAAUAAUACUAGUAGUACUAGUAAUAGUAGUAGUAGUAAUAAUAAUAAUAACAACAACAACAAUAAUAAUAAUAACAAUAAUAAUAAUUAUUAUUAUUAUAAUAGUAAUAAUAAUAAUAAUAAUAAUAAUACUGCUUUUAAUGCAGUUAAUGGUAUUGUCGUAGCUGACAUUACUAGCCCAGACUCGGGUGAGAAAAAUACCCGUUGGGCUGUUGACAAUAUUAUCAGUACUACUUUAACUUUAAACACCAAUACCACUUUUAAGGAUACUUUUAGUGAUACUAUUAAUGAUACUAUUGCUAGAGAUACUAUCAACCUUAAUGAUACAAGAGGUAAUUCUGGUAGUGGAAAUGUUUUGGCUGGUAUUAACAGUGCCGAUUCUGCAAAUUUGAAUAAUAUUAUAACGAAUCGUACAACUGCAUCAGCUAUUGCUGCUGAUGCCCGUAUUAAUGUUAGAAAUAUCACAGCUGAGCUACUUGGUACUGCAUCAUUUGCCGGAAACAAAACGUCUGACGUCAUCGUAAAAAUACUUCCGGAGACCAAUGCAACACUAUUAUCCAGUAACCUCAACACCCGGUGGAUCAGCAAUAACAACGACAAUGGCGUUUGCAGCGGCGGCAACUGUAGUAGCGACAACAGCCACAUCACCAGAAUCAAAUCUGACUCGGCCAGCAAACCUUACAGAAUCAAAUUUCACGGCAGUUACAUCAAAUUUCACGACAUUAGCGACGUCAAACUUUACAGCACUAACAACAACAAAUUUUACAACUACAGUAACAACAACAACAUCCACAACAACAACAACGAAGACAACAAUCACAACAACUUAUCAAACCGUGCCGUCAACUACACAAAUAAGUCUGCCAGUACCUUCAUGUUGAAACCUAGAUACGACCUAUGCAUCAACCAACGCAAACCCGCCAGUUGCCUUUACAACGAGCCGACAGAUUCUCCGAUUCAUUUCUUAGAUUACGUCUGCCAGUAUAGAACAAGUUACGUAAGUUAUAUGCUGUGCCCUACCAGGAACUUGAUUGCUGAAGAGGAGUAUGGGGCCUGCCUGAAGUCACUGAACGCGAGUAGGUACGUGCGCGAUCGGUCUGAGGACACCAACGCCACCACACCUGGAUACCACUGCAAGUACGAGUACAUAAAGCAAAGGUGUUAUGCGAGAGCCUGGCACAUGGAGAAUCACCACUGCAUGUCCUUCCCUACCUUCUACAUCUUCUACGCCAACGUGCUGGCCAUGAGGGAGAACAUGCUCUCCAACUGCCAGCCCAAGACGGAAAUGUUUUGCAACAUCAACACUGACUACUUCAAGCAAUUUUGUUGGAUUGCUGAAUGAUACCAACGUACGUGUGUGUAUAAUUCACUCAUUCCUUCACUCUAUCAUUCAUUCAUUCUUUCAUUCAUUCGUUCGUUCGUUCGUUCAUUCAUUCGAUCAAUCAAACAUUCAUUUAUUUAUAGUUAAUGAGUGUUGUUGGAUUUUAGUUGAACUAUUUUUCGUAUUGUUAUUUUAUUAAUUCACACAUUCAGUCGAUCACACAUUCAUCUAAUUAUUUAUUUAUUUUCACAGCUAAUAAAUUCACCUUUAUAUAUUCAUUCACAUUCAUUCAUUCAAAUUUAUUCACAUUUAUUCAUUCACUCAUUCAUUCACUUACCUUAUGUUAAACAAUAAUUAAACUAUUUAUAUCACUAUUAAGAAUUGUGAUUGUUUUAAAAUAUUACAAAUUUCAAGAAGAAAAUUCUUGUU